AUGUUGAAAAUCAUCUCGAAUGGCAUAAUGACUUCAUCGGGUAUGGACAUAAGUGAAUCGUUUCGGCCUGAAGAUCUGGGAAAAACGGAUUUUUUCGAUUUUGUGACGACCGGUUCGGCGGCGGCGGAGAUGACCGUGAAUGGCGGAGGGUCCGGUAGUACGGGUGGCAGCACAUCCAGCAGUGCGAAUGGAGUAUCGGCGACGAGAGACCGGCCACCUUCUGCGGUUCGGCCGGGAACCGGAGAUGCGGGUGGCACGAGUAGCAAUCGGAACGGCCCGGAAACCAUUAACGGCGGAGCGACGAGUCAAAGCGGCGAGCAGACGGCGGCUAGCGGGAGCAGCGGGACUGGCUCCAGUGGCAACGUGGGCAACAAUGGCAACGGCAAUAAUCAACCAUUGCAAGGAUUCGACCAGUUCUGGGGACCUGACAAGGAUGUCAAUCGGUUGGACCAGACGAUGUUCGACGACAUCAAUCGGUACUGCUGGAUUCAACAGCAAAGCAGCGGAUCAGGACAGCCGAGCACAGCCGGCUCGGUUAGUAAUGCGGUGACUGACACCGACGGGCAGAUCUACACACUGACAGUAUUAAACGGAGCUCCAGAACCGUGGGUUCUGAGAAAAGACCCGAGCGCAGCCGAACCACCUCCUCCUGCGGCGAAUCUUGAUCUGGACACGAUACUCGGAGGCUUCCCGGGUUACGUCAAGACGGAAUGUUUCUCAUACGAUGACAGUGGCUUCGGCACGGAUCAUCACGGUAAGGAAGAUCCGCAACACCAGCAGCAGCAGCAGCAUCUCCUAAACCAGCAACAACAGCAGCACCUUCACCAGCAAGUACAACAAAUUCCCGUAACAUCUACCAACAUUGUGCUGUCGAACAGCUUGAUGGAUCCGAACAGUGUGAUAGCUUACCAGAACAAUAACAACGACUGGCAGAUGUCAGAUCACAACGUGAUAGAGCACGAAACGCCGGAAUCAUUGCUGCGGAGUGCACUCCAAGGAAAGGGAUACACUAAGGGAACUCCCGUGCAGCUUCAGAACGGUAUAACCGUGAUACCUGCCGGGCAGAUCAAGGAGGAAGAACUACGGCGGGUCCUAUACACCGGAGAGGCAGAUUCCCUAGCAUACGCUGACUCCACCCUUGCGAAUCCACUCUUCGAUGAGACCGCACUGCACUCUCCUAGCUCAAACAACCCGCAGCAUCCAGCCCACACGGCUACGGUUGGCGAUCUCGGUUCCGGUGUCGUCGUCGACGACAUGUUUCUCACCCUCGAUUCGGCCUUCACCGAAGACUACGAGAAACUGAAGCGAAUCGCCACCGAAGUACAGCAGUUCUGCACCGAUAAUAACAACUACACCGAAAUCAUCGUGGAAUCCGCUGCCAUCAACCAACAUCAGAACCCUAGCCUUAUCAGUAGCAAUAAUGGAAACAGUAAUCUAGUGAUAUCGAGUGCCAACCAGCACGCAAUAUCGACGACCACUUCGUCCGACGUGGUUACAACGACAUCCACGCCAAAAGUCAAAGCCCCGCGAACAUCCAAGAAGUACAAGCGAUCUCUCACCAGUGGUGCCAGCACUACUUCAACCAACAGCAGCAGUAGCAUAGCCAACAAUAACAACAACAGUAGCAUGAGUAACCUCAACACCACGCCUGCCUCGAUUCUCAGCACGACGAAUCACGGUAGCAGCAAUCCAAGUCCGACGCAUUGCAACGGCCAACGAAAGGAACGCUCGUUGCACUACUGUUCGAUCUGCUCGAAGGGUUUUAAGGACAAGUACUCCGUCAAUGUGCACAUCCGGACCCACACGGGUGAGAAACCGUUCGCCUGUUCCCUCUGCGGCAAAAGCUUCCGCCAAAAGGCCCAUCUAGCCAAACACUACCAGACGCAUAUGGCGCAGAAAAACCCCUCCGGUAGUGUCAAAGCGAGCAAGCAAAACCGCGCAGCAGCGGAACAGGCCGCGGCAGCAGCCACAGCGGCUGCCUCCAACACUGCCAUCCACCUGCAGCAACCGUCCGGCCAGCUGACACCCACCGGUCCCCCGCCACUGAUCGGUCAGUCUCAAUCGCCUAGUGCCGCGUCGAUCCUACUCAACACUGCCGCCAUCGUUGCCAGCCGGUAA
Molecule: messenger RNA, 2118 nt
Organism: Sabethes cyaneus
Lineage: Eukaryota; Metazoa; Arthropoda; Insecta; Diptera; Culicidae
Product: zinc finger protein sens
Exons: 3
Coding region: 1-2118 (705 amino acids)
Cellular component (GO): nucleus
Source: RefSeq, a predicted model, not a curated record